Messenger RNA from Enhydra lutris kenyoni (northern sea otter), 867 nucleotides. RefSeq names its product olfactory receptor 4C5-like. The transcript has a single exon. Gene Ontology annotation, molecular function: olfactory receptor activity. Gene Ontology annotation, cellular component: membrane. Lineage: Eukaryota; Metazoa; Chordata; Mammalia; Carnivora; Mustelidae. Gene Ontology annotation, biological process: G protein-coupled receptor signaling pathway. Bases 1 to 867 code for a protein of 288 amino acids. The record is from RefSeq and is a predicted model, not a curated record.
AUGCCAUGGUGGAUUCAUAAACUAAUGAACAAUGUGACAGAAUUCACCCUGCUUGGCCUGACACAGAACCCAGAUGUGCAGAAACUCUUGUGCAUUGUGUUUAUAGUCAUCUCCUUUCUCAAUGGGGCAGGUAACCUACUCAUUGUCAUGACAAUCAAAUCCAGCAGAGCCCUGGGCUCCCCUAUGUAUUUCUUUCUGUCUUUCUUGUCCUUUGUAGACAGCUGCUGCUCUUCUACCAUGGCUCCCAAAAUGAUACCAGACUUACUCACAGAAAAGAAAACUGUCUCCUUCAGUGGGUGCAUGACUCAGCUCUUUGCAGAGCAUUUCUUUGGAGGAGUGGAGAUCAUCCUGCUCACUGUGAUGGCCUACAACCGCUACCUGGCCUUCUGCAAGCCCCUACACUACAGGAUCGCCAUGAGCAGGCAAAUGUGUGGCCACCUGGUGGCCAUGGCCUGGGCUGGGGAAUCUAUUCACACUCUGGUUCAAAUUCUUUUUAAGGUCUGGUUGCCAUUCUGUGGCCCCAGGGUCAAUGACCACUUCAUCUGUGACCUCUGCCCUCUACUAAAACUCUCUUGCACUGACACUCACAUUUUUGGACUUUUUGUUGCUACCAACAGUGGGCUGAUGUGUCUCCUCAUUUUUUCUAUUCUUGUCACCUCCUAUGUCCUCGUCCUAUACUCCCUAAGAACUCACAGUAAUAAAGGACAGCAUAAGGCCCUUUCCACCUGCACCUCCCAUGUUACUGUAGUUAUCCUAUUCUUUAUAUCCUGCCUAUUCAUAUACCUUUGGCCCAUGGUCACCUUCCCCAUUGACAAAGCAGUGGCAGUGUUUUAUACCAUAUUAAUACCCGUGUUAAUAAACCUUUAA